CUUCCUCUUUCAGGCUCCGGGAUCUCUUGAGGCACAUGUUGGCUGGCUUACCUUGAUUGUCUUUCCCGCCUUCUGCUACCCAGCGUCCUCCUCUUACCGAUUGUGUGUUGGUGCUCGUGCGACACGCGCAGCGCAUCUCCCAGCCUUCAGCAUGCCAUCCUCCGGGGAAGAAAAGCAGCAGGCCAGUGGCGUUGUAGCCAAGGACUCGCCCGCCGAGUCGGCGUCAUCGUGCGCGGAGACGUCCCCCGCGCCGAUCGACCCCAAGGCCGAGCGCAGGCUCCUCAUGAAGCUUGACCUCAUCAUCUUUCCCGUCUUCUUCAUCAUCUACCUCAUGGCCUUUCUGGACCGCAUCAACAUCAGCAACGCCGCCAUCCAGGGGCUGACGCAGGAACUGCACCUCGACGUGGGCAGCCGCUUCAAUGUUGUUCUCUUCGCGUACUACUCGUCCUAUAUCCUCCUUGAGGUACCCUCCAACAUGGUGAUCAGGAAAGUCCGGCCUUCGCUCUACCUUUCGGUCCUCAUGUUCUGCUGGGGCGUCAUCAACAUGUGCAUGGGCUUCGUGCACUCGUACGCGGCCCUGGUCGCCCUGCGCGUCCUCCUCGGCGUCUUCGAGGCCGGCGUGCUGCCGGGCAUCGUCUACGUCAGCUCCAUGUACUACAAGCGGCACGAGUACCAGAAGCGCAUGUCCUUCUUCUUCUGCAGCACCGUCGUCGCCGGCGCCUUCGGCGGCCUGCUCGCCUACGCCAUCGCCAACCUCAGCACCCCGAGCAUGGCGCCGUGGCGGUGGAUCUUCAUCAUCGAGGGCGCCGUCACGUCCUUCCUCGCCAUCGUCGGCUCCUUCGUCAUCAUCGACUGGCCCGAGCAGACGCGCUACCUCGACGCCGAGGAGAAGGAGCUCCUCCGCCGGCGCAUGGCCGCCGACGUGGGCGACGUCUGCCGCAUGGACACGCUCAACCGGUUCGCCCUGACGCGCAUCGUGCGCGACUACAAGAUCUGGCUGGCCGCGCUCGUCUACAUGGGCAUCUCGGUCGCCGGCCUGUCGGGCACCUUCUUCCUGCCCACCAUCCUGCACGAGUUCGACUGGCAGGCCGAGGAGGCCCAGGUCCGCACCAUCCCCGUUUACGUCCUGGCGGGCGGCAUGAUGCUCCUGGGCGCCUGGGCCUCGGACCGGCUCAAACACCGCUACGGCUUCAUCCUCGCCGGCGCCUCCCUCUCCACCGUCGGCUACUCGAUGCUGCUCGCGCAGGAGGGCAAGUCGCGCGACUACAAGUUCGCCGGCGUCUUCCUCGUCUUCGGCGGCGCCUACAUGAUCACGCCCAUGUGCCUCGCCUGGCUGCAGAACAACCUGUCGGGCCACUGGAAGCGCUCGUUUGGCGCCUCGGCGCAGGUCAUGAUCGGCAACGUCGCCGGCAUCAUCGGCGCCUUCAUCUUCGUCAAGAAGGAGGCGCCCCUCUACCGGACCGGCUACGGCGUCGCCCUCGCCAUGAUGUGGUUCGGCGUCCUCUGCGCCACCGCCAUGGCCGGCCUCAUGUGGAGGGAGAACCGCAAGAGGGACCGCGGCGAGCGCGACCACAGGCUCGCCCUGCCCGACGAGGACAAGAACAACAUGGGCGACUGGCACCCCAGCUUCAGGUUCACUCUGUGAAUCUUGUUUUUUUCCUUCUUUUCUUUGCCAACCACCCAAAAAGAGUGUCUCCUCUUCCCCCCCUUCGGAAAACGGGGGCGCUUACCAGUGUGUAGGGAUGAGCUUUCGGGCCAAUCGUAAUAUGUAAUAUACACACAGACACACACGCUCCGUACGGCCUCUUUGGGGGUCGCUCAAGUUCGGCUGGAUCCGAUCCUGCUGUUUGUU
Thermothelomyces thermophilus ATCC 42464 is the source of this 1852-nucleotide messenger RNA. RefSeq lists its product as uncharacterized. Gene Ontology annotation, cellular component: membrane. NCBI's taxonomy places the organism in Eukaryota, Fungi, Ascomycota, Sordariomycetes, Sordariales, Chaetomiaceae. Bases 152 to 1645 code for a protein of 497 amino acids. The record is from RefSeq and is a predicted model, not a curated record. Gene Ontology annotation, molecular function: transmembrane transporter activity. The transcript is spliced from 2 exons. Gene Ontology annotation, biological process: transmembrane transport.